UUCGAAACCGCGAAGAAGCCAGACGUCGGGCGGCAGCGGCAGUAGAGAACUUCCUUCCCCUCUCCCUUUCCUUCCGAGCGUAGCAUACGAUGUGGAUGAAGAGCGUGGCGGCGACGGCGUUGGCCGCGCUUCUGGCGGUGCAAGAGGCCAGUGCAGCCUUCUACGUGCCAGGCGUGGCGCCCGAAUCGUGGGCAGCGGGCGAGACGGUGCGCCUUAACGUGAACAAGAUCACGUCCACCAAGACGCUCGUGCCGUACGAGUACUACUACCUGCCGUAUUGCAAACCCACUUCCACCAACGAGCAACAGGAGAAUCUGGGUGAGAUCAUGGCUGGUGAUGCCAUAAUGGAUUCACUCUACAAUAUGCAGAUGGAGAAGGACGCAAUCUGCCAGGUACUGUGUAAGCCCAUGACGUACACGUCUGAGCAGUCGCAGACCUUUAUCGACAUGAUCAAAGACGAGUAUUACGUACAGUGGGUGGUGGAUAAUCUGCCCGUGCUGUACCGCGACCCGACGGACUCACAGCAGGCUGGAUCUUUCAAGCGCGGCUUCCCCGUUGGUGAAGUGGACGAAGACGGAAAGUACCUCCUGUACAACCACGUGCGCAUUAUCGUCUCGGUCAACUCGGAUCCAUACGCCGAAGAGGACGGUGACGCCCCUAAGUGGCGCGUCGUCGGCUUCGAGGUCGUCCCCACCUCUAUCAAGCACAGCUACGAGAACGAGCCUAUGGCCGGACAGGAACUCGACUCGGACACGUGUGGCAAGUUUGUAAACAUUGAGGAGGUUUCACAGGGCAACUACCAGUACUUGAACCCAGAGGGCGAGACCACGGUGUUGUACACGUACGAUGUGCAGUUCGUCAAGUCAGACAUCGUCUGGGAGGAGCGCUGGGACCGUAUUAUCAGCAGCAAGAGCUCGAACGAUCAGAUCCACUGGUUCUCCAUCAUUAACUCGCUUAUGAUCGUGUUGUUCCUGACGGGAAUGAUCGCUAUGAUCAUGUUGCGCACACUUCACCGUGACAUCGCUCGUUACAAUGAGGUGCAGACCACGGAGGAGGCUCAGGAGGAGUCAGGGUGGAAGCUUGUCCACGGUGAUGUAUUCCGUCCGCCGCAGCUUUCACCCAUGCUUUUCUCGGUGGUCGUGGGUACAGGUGUCCAGGUGUGCUCCAUGAGCGCGUCAACGAUGGUUAUUGCGCUGCUGGGACUGUUGUCGCCGGCCAAUCGUGGCUCUCUACUGACGACUUUGCUGCUGCUCUUCGUGUUCAUGGGCAGCUUCGCUGGCUACCACUCGUCACGUACGUACAAGAUGUUCAACGGCAAGGACUGGAAGAAGAACACGAUUCUCACGGCUGUGCUGUACCCCGGUCUGCUGUUUGCCGUUUUUUUCGUGCUGAACCUGGUGCUGUGGGGCAAGUCAUCGUCGCAGGCCGUCCCGUUCGGUACGCUUUUCGCUCUGCUUGUGCUGUGGUUCGGCAUUUCCGUACCGCUGGUGUUCCUCGGCAGCUACUUUGGCUUCAAGGCUGCUGCUAUUGAGCAGCCUGUGCGCACGAACCAGAUCGCACGCCAGAUCCCGGAGCAAGUGUGGUACUUGUCCUCGCCUUUCAGUAUCUUGGUUGGUGGCAUCUUGCCGUUCGGCGCUGUGUUCAUUGAGCUGUUCUUCAUCAUGUCGGCGCUGUGGUUGCACCAGAUUUACUACGUUUUCGGCUUCCUGUUCAUUGUGCUGUUGAUUCUCGUGGCCACGUGCGCUGAGGUGACGGUCGUGAUGUGCUACUUCCAGCUCUGCGCAGAGGACUACCGCUGGUGGUGGCGCUCGUUCCUCACCUCUGGAUCUGCAGCCGUGUAUCUGUUCCUGUACUCGUUCCUGUACUUCUUUACGAAGCUGAACAUCACGGCGUUCGUCUCGGGCAUUCUGUACUUCGGCUACAUGUUCCUGAUCUCGGUCACGUUCUUCUUCCUCACGGGAACCAUCGGCUACUUCGCUUGCCUCUGGUUUACGCGCAAGAUCUACAGCUCCAUUAAGAUCGACUAAGUAGCGAAUCAAGGCUCCAGUCACCGAAUGGUGCGAUGAAGCAAUAUAGCGGGAGGUAACGGGGGGUGAAGCAGCAACGAAGGAGGGUAGAAGCCGGGAGCUACAUGAGUAUUGACAGCUGUAGGCUGAGUCGUGCAUAUGCCGCUUGUUGCUUCCUGUGUGUAGAACAGAAAGCCUGGAAGCGUAGGAAAAUAAUUUUCAUUCCGUUUUCAAUCUGC
Phytophthora infestans T30-4 is the source of this 2245-nucleotide messenger RNA. RefSeq names its product endomembrane protein 70-like protein, putative. The record is from RefSeq and is a predicted model, not a curated record. Lineage: Eukaryota; Oomycota; Peronosporomycetes; Peronosporales; Peronosporaceae. The coding region runs from base 90 to 2027 and encodes 645 amino acids. Gene Ontology annotation, biological process: protein localization to membrane. The transcript has a single exon. Gene Ontology annotation, cellular component: membrane.